AUGCUGUUCCUGAGCAAGCUGAGUCUGCUUUCGCUGGCCGUCGUCGCGCUGGGACCAUCUGUGGCUUUCGGGGCGAUCGCCCAGGUCAAAGACGCGAGAAGAUGUGGCAACGAAGGCAGCAAGCCCGAUGCUGCGUCAGAAGCCGUUAUGUCAGUCUACUCGAGUUGACUAACAGGUCGACCCCGCUUCUGAUCUUUUCAUCUCUCUCUUGUAACCUACAGUAAGCAAGCAACGGUCAAGUUGUCGGCGGCGAUCGCUGCCGCGGGGCGCGGAGCUUCGAUCAGCUCGUCUUCCGACUUGACUGGCAACCAUAGGGCGGCCGUCACGUCGGUCAUGGCACCGAAGCAGAUCAAGGUCUACUUCCACGUCGUCCGAAAAGACAACAGUGAGUUUCUGAGUUCGAGACCUGAUACAUCGGUCGCCACCUUGAAUAUCUUCAUCGUUUAAGCGCAAUUUCGCUGACCAAUUCCCCUCGUCCGUCCUGGCCCGUGCCUUGUACCUCCAUCGCCUCCGAUUUAUAGCCGUCGCCGGAGGCAACUUGUCGCCUCGUGCCAUCGCGGGCCAGAUUGCUGCGUUAAACGCCGAUUUCCGUGCGAGUGGGUUCAAUUUUACGUACGUCGUAUUAGACACCUCGUGCAGGGCCCGCAUUCGAGGAUUCGACCCCUAAUUUCUAGAACCUUGUUCCCGCCGCUCUCGCUGCGCCGCAGCCUCGCCGGAACAGAUUUUACGACGAACCGCGACUACUUUGAGAGCGCCGGACCCGGAUCAACUCAACAAACAGCGAUGAAGAACCGAUUGUACAAAGGCGGGCCUUCGGACCUCAACCUCUACUCGGUCGGCUUCGUCAAGGGUGCCGGAAAAGGCCUGCUCGGUUACGCGACAUUGCCUUUCUCGAUUUCGCCCAACUCGCGCACUGCCAACAAAGAUGAUGGCGUCGUCUUUUUGGUGAGUGGUGCUUUCCCGUUCAGGGGAAAGAGCGUCCCUUCGCUACAAAAGUGCGAAGCCUGACGGCUGUGCCAAACUUAGUUCUCGUCCGUCCCGGGCGGAAGCACCACCAACUACAACCUCGGCCGAACAGUGACGGUGAGCUUAGAGUCCGAGCUGAACCUGAACCUCAACAGGAUACUGACUCUGUGAAACGCGUUUGAUCAUUUUCUUGACCCUUUCCCCCUGCUCCGAUCACAGCACGAGGUGGGUCCGGCUUCUGACAGGACCAAACGCUCCAAAUCAUUUCUGUUUCCGUGGUCCCUGCUGACGAAGAAGGUGUUCUGGUGUCUGAUGCUUGCUUUAGACCGGUCAUUGGCUCGGGUAAGUGAGCGUCGCCGUGCCUCUUGGACGGUGGUCGCUCUGCGUGCACAAACGCUUGAGUUCGAUCCGCUGACUAAAAAUGAUUUCCUCUCAAAGUCUCUAUCAUACGUUCCAAGGAGGCUGCACCGGAGCUGGCGAUGGAGUCUCCGAUAGUGAGUCUCUUGUUUCGGCGCGCUGUCCGAGCUUACUGGGUCGUCGAGGAUUCAGCCCCUGACUUUCUCCGUGCGCUCCUCCUCUAAAAGCUCCAGCCGAAGCUAGCCCGGCGUACGGCUGCCCAACCGGCCGCGACUCGUGUAAUUCGUCCCCUGGUUUAGAUCCAAUCAGCAAUUUGCAAGUUCACACCUUCCUUGCUGUUCCGAGCCCUCGCGGACACUUCCGCAAUCGCCGAGCUUCUCCGUGCCCUCGCAGUUACUUCAUCGCAGAUUGCUAACCAAAACCACCAACCUCCUUCUCUUCUGAAUAGUAUGGAUUACAGUUACGAUGGAUGCAUGUCGCAAUUCACGUCUGGACAAGCUCUUCGAAUGGUUGCUGCUUCCCAGCAGUACCGUAAACUUUGA
Messenger RNA from Microbotryum saponariae, 1865 nucleotides. The record is from the annotation of a GenBank genome assembly. Lineage: Eukaryota; Fungi; Basidiomycota; Microbotryomycetes; Microbotryales; Microbotryaceae.